Molecule: messenger RNA, 2739 nt
Organism: Anthonomus grandis grandis
Lineage: Eukaryota; Metazoa; Arthropoda; Insecta; Coleoptera; Curculionidae
Product: cGMP-dependent 3',5'-cyclic phosphodiesterase-like
Exons: 10
Coding region: 284-2566 (760 amino acids)
Biological process (GO): cGMP catabolic process; positive regulation of gene expression; regulation of mitochondrion organization
Cellular component (GO): mitochondrial outer membrane; mitochondrial matrix; cytosol
Molecular function (GO): 3',5'-cGMP-stimulated cyclic-nucleotide phosphodiesterase activity; protein homodimerization activity; 3',5'-cyclic-GMP phosphodiesterase activity
Source: RefSeq, a predicted model, not a curated record
UGCCUCUUGGACCCAAUUUUAUUAAAAUUUCAUACUGAAAAUGUGCCUAGUUCAAUUAAGCAAAACAUUGAGGAAGUAGUCUCCUCUCAUGUUUUAACAGUAAACUAACAAGAGAUCCUUACUCAAAUGCAAUUGAUAAUGUGUAAAAGAUAAUGUGACAUCACCAUGACACUACAAUAUUAAACUAUCAAAUUACUUUUAUCUAAUCUUUGGCUUAAUUGAAUUAUCCAAAUUUUCUGUGAAGAUUAUCUCUUAAUCCUUUUUAAUCUUUCUAUUAUAUAUCAUGUCUAAGCAGCAAUGUACUGAGCCUGAUCCAAAUUUGUUUGCUACACCACCAUACUGUAAGAAAACAGGAAAGUCUUUAGAAGAAAAUGAUGAGAUUGGAGAAAUGCUCCCAGAUAUUCCAAAUGAAGUUUCAAUUUCAAAGCUAGAAGUGUCUAAUCCUGGGAAAGUUUUGAAAUUGAUUGAGACUCUUAAUGAUGGCUCGACUAAGAAGUUAGAGGCAAAGCUCAAUAAAUAUUUAAAAAAUGAAUGUGAAGCAAAAUUCGUCUUCCUUAUUAACCUUCAUAGCAUAUCAGAAGAAGCUGUGGUUCAAGUAAUACAAGAAAGAAUUCUUCUUGAAAGUGCUAAAGUUCUUUUAUCAGAAGAGGCUCUAAAAUCUAUCUUAGAUUUUCAAACAAAUUCUAAAGCAAAUGACACCUUAGAUGAAAAGCUACAAGAGUUAAUCAAAGAUAUUGUACCUGAAGGGAUGGGUGAAUUGAAUAUUGUACCUGUAAUAACUACUGAAUAUAAGGAGUCUCAGCCAGUAUUCCUAGUCUGCCUGGUAAAUGCUCUUAAAGACCCAGAAUAUAUAUCGAAAUUUGUGUGCGAAAGUUUCAGAUAUUGUUUACCAUUAUUUUUGAAUACUAGGAAAAGUGAAGAGGAAAGACGACUUAAAGCCGAAUGUCAGAAACUGUUACUCGUGGCAAGGAAACUAUUUUCCCAUCUUGGUGAUUUAAGUGACUUACUUAAAGAAAUCAUGUCAGAGGCCAGAAGACUCACAAAUGCAGAGCGUUGUUCUUUAUUUUUAUUAGACCCUGACCAUAUGCAUCUAGUAGCUAAAGUUUUUGACGGAGUGAGUCCCGCGGAAAAAAGAACUGAAGUUAGAAUAGCUGCUGACCAAGGAAUUGCUGGACAUGUAGCUGCAACUGGAGAAAUACUUAACAUAAAAGACGCGUACAAGCAUCCACUUUUUUACAAAGGCAUGGAUGAAACUACAGGUUUUAAAACUCGAAAUAUACUCUGCUUUCCUAUUAGGGAUGAAGAUAAUAUAGUAGGAGUCGCCCAACUUUGUAAUAAAAUGGGCGGUCAUUUUGACUAUUUCGAUGAACAAGUAGCAAAUGCUUUUAGUAUCUAUUGUGGUAUAUCGAUUAUGCAUAGCCUAGUCUAUAAGAAAAUUCAAGAUGCGCAGGCGAGAAGUCGCCUUUCUAACGAGCUAAUGAUGUAUCAUAUGAAAGUCAGCAACCAAGAUGUUCUAGAUGUAACAAUGUGCCCUGGUGAACAUGAAAUUCCAGGUUUCUCAAAAUUCAGUUUUACACCUCGCAAAGUCCUUUUAAAAGAAUCUCCUUGCUUUGUGUUAAAAAUAAUGCAAGACUUGGGCUUCAUUGAAACAUUUCGAAUCAAAAGAGAUACCUUGGUUCGAUUUAUUUUGUACGUAAGGAGAGGAUACAGGGACGUGCCCUAUCAUAACUGGUCUCAUGCUUUUGCUGUCGCGCAUUUCGCUUAUUUGGCAAUCAAGAAUUUUCAACUAACUGAAAAAGGUUUCUUCACCAAAUUGGAAGCUCUAGCAUACUUUAUAUCAUGUCUUUGCCAUGAUAUUGACCACAGAGGUACCACAAAUUCUUUCCAGCAACAGUCUAACAGCGUGUUAGCUAGUCUUUAUUCGAGUGAAGGGUCAGUAAUGGAACGACAUCAUUUGUCGCAAGCUAUUUGUACCCUUAAUACGGAGGGAUGUAAUUUCCUGGAAUCUUUAUCAAAAGAGGACUACGUAAAAUGCUUAGACUUAAUAAAGGACAUGAUUUUGGCUACAGAUCUGGCAACACAUUAUAAAAUCCAUUCUAGGCAGCUUACCAUGGCACAGGAGGGUUACAACAAAACCAUUCCCGAGCACCGAUAUUAUUUGGCAUGUCUCUUAAUGACCUGCGCGGAUCUCUCAGAUCAAACAAAAGAUUGGAAUGAAACAAAAAAAGUGGCUCAACUUAUUUACGCAGAGUUUUUCGCGCAAGGCGACUUGGAAAAGAAGAUGGGUAAAGAGCCCGCAAAUAUGAUGAACCGAGAUAAGGCUUCUAUACCAGAUCAUCAAUUGGAGUUUUUAAGCGAAUGCUGCAUUUGUAUUUUUAAGAUCUUGGCUACGAUUUUUCCAAAUGCUAAAUUAUUAGUAGAUGCCAUAAAGCAAAAUAUUCUUUGCUGGGAAGCAUCAAAACGGAUAUUUGGCAAACUGCGUCUUGAAGGUAAAACUUCUUACGAAGUCCUAAUAAGUCAAGAGCUAGAAGCCGAAGUGCAGCAAACUUUAGUAAGUUUAUCAUAGAAUGCUAAUAUAAUUAAUAUAAAUAAUAUCAAAAAAUAAAAUUAAAAGACGUUUUAUGCAAUAAUAAGCCAAUGUAUUUUAGAUAUUGUACUUUUAUUUUAAUUUUAAAAUAAACAUUGUAAUAAAAUUCUUAUCGCCAAAGUUAUAAAAAAUAAAAAUGAUUAAAACAUGAA